GGGCCCCCCCCCCCCAACUCUACAGAGGAGGAAACUGAGGAAGCAGGGGGAGGGGCGAAGGGCCUCCCUGUUGCACACGGGAGCCUGAGCUUUUUCCGCUGAGACCUCUAAGUUUCAAAACAGGGGUCCUGGAGUGACGAAAACUCCCGAGAGCAGCCGCCGCCUCCCCCCAGCUGACCUCGGGCCUUGCCCUCUUUGGGCCCGUCCCAGGGCCUCCGUGGGGUCAGGCAGGGAAUCUGGGAAGCACCAAGCCGACUGACCAGGUCCUGCCUCUUGGGAGCUUCCAAGGUAGGAGGCCUGGUUGUUGAGGCAAUGUUGGUGACAGCGGACCCAACCUAAGGAAGUCUGGGAUCCCGGAAGGAGUGAAGUCUCUUGGGAUUCGUCCUUCUCAACUUGGUUUUCACUCUUGAGGAGCCAGGCCAGCUUGCCCACUAGGAUGUCCUGUCUCUCUCAGAAGUUCGAAGGCUUUCUGCAGCCUGACUUCCGGACAUUCGCUGUGGAUCCCCAGAUCACCUCCCUAGAUGUGCUACACCACAUCUUGAUGCGGACCUUCGACCUGAGUGGGAAGAAGCACUUUGGUAUCAGUUACCUGGGCCGAGAGAAAUUGGGUCCUGAGGCCUACAUCCCACUGACCUCGGAGGGAGAUCUGAGUGCCGCAUUCAACAGUGCCUCCCAGCCCUACCUACAGCUUCGAGUGGACGUCAGGCCUUUGGAAGAUAUAUCCUUCCGCCAUCAUACAGACAACGUGCCUCAUUUAGGUCCCCUCUUGGAAGAUUGGGACAUCAUUAGUCCCAAGGACGUCAUUGGCACCGACCUGCUGCCUGUAGAGAAGCGUUCCCUGACGGCUGUGGCUCUGCCUUUCACACAGUCCAUCAUCUCUCAGGUGGGUCGGACCCUCUCCAAGGUCCAGCAGGUCCUGAGCUGGUCCUACAGGGAAGAUGUCAGACGUUUUAAGCCCCCACUCAGUGAUGCUGAGUUUCACACCUACCUGAAUCGGGAGGGCCAGCUGUGCCGGCCUGAAGAGCUGCGGCUGCGGAUUUACCACGGAGGAGUGGAGCCUUCCCUCCGCAAGGUGGUAUGGCGAUACCUGCUGAAUGUGUACCCUGAUGGGCUGACGGGCCAAGAGCGUAUGGAUUACAUGAAACGGAAGACACUGGAAUACAACCAGCUGAAGAGUGAGUGGCACCAGCGCGCCAGUGCUGAGGACUUGGAGUUCAUCCGGAGCAGCGUUCUCAAGGACGUGCUGCGUACAGACCGGGCUCACCCCUACUAUGCCGGUCCCGAGGACAACCCCCACCUCAUUGCUCUGCACGAUUUGCUCACCACGUACGCGGUCACUCACCCCCAGAUUUCUUACUGCCAGGGCAUGAGUGACAUUGCCUCUCCCAUCCUGGCCGUCAUGGAUAACGAAGGCCAUGCUUUUAUCUGCUUCUGUGGUAUCAUGAAGCGUCUGGAGGCCAACUUCCGCGUAGAUGGAGAGGCCAUGUCCAUCAAGUUCUCCCACCUGAAGCUCCUGCUGCAGCAUUCAGACCCAGAAUUCUAUAGCUACCUCCUCUCCACUGGGGCUGACGACCUCUUCUUUUGCUACCGUUGGCUGUUGCUUGAGCUCAAGCGGGAGUUUGCCUUUGAAGAUGCUUUGAGGAUGCUGGAGGUAACUUGGAGCUCCUUGCCCCCAGACCCACCUGAAAAAGAGGUAGAGCUUGUGGGCUUUCCUGCCCCGGCCAGAGAUGGCGAGCAGCCCGUCCGCCAGAGGCACAUGCUGAGGCCCACAUACUAUGGCUUGGACAAGGCUGGAGACAAGGUGCUGCACGCAAGGGGAGAGAAGAAGGAAGAAAGCCUGGGAACGGAGGAGAGUGAGGAGGUGGGCCUUCGGAAGAGGCCCUUGGCCAGACAGGCCAGUGUUGGGGAACAUGAGCCUUACAGGGCCCAGGCUGGGGAGGACAUGCAGUGGGGCAUCCCCCACCAGCUACUGGAGCAGCUGCCAGUGGAGGAGGGCGACGGGACGGCCGACGUCCUCGUUCCACUGGCGCUGCCUCUUCAUAUGACCAAGUCCUUCUCGGCUCCUUCCCUGAGGCCUUUGAUGGUGCCGCCUUCCCCUUCGGCAGCCCGAUCCCCUUUGUCCACAGAGCCCAACCGGGCAGAGGAGAGUAACGGCGCCCGGACCCCUUCUGACAAGGGUGGCUCUCUGGGGAAAAGCCUGUCCUCGCCCUGCUCAUCUUCGCUUCUGCCGCCACCGCCACCAGCUGGGGCAGCUGUGAGCCUCCCGCCGCCCCAGGAGUUUGGCCGGGGAAACCCGUUCAUGCUGUUCUUGUGCUUAGCUCUCCUGCUUGAGCACCGGGACCACAUCAUGAAGCGGAGUAUGGACUACAAUGAGCUGGCCAUGCACUUUGACCGCCUGGUGCGCAGGCAUCACCUUGGGAAGGCCCUGCACCGGGCUAAGACACUGUUCGCUGACUACUUGCAGUCUGAGAUGUGGGACUCCGAGGAAGGCGACGAGGCUGCAGCGGACUCUCCCCCUCCUGCCGCCGCCGCCGCCGCCAUGGCCGCAACCUCCUAACCCCAGGAGUCUCCCCUUCUCCCUUCCCCCUUCCCCCUCUCCAUCCUAUCUGUGCCAGCUGCUCCCAAGAAAGGGUGGAACAAACCGCCAGCUACCUCCCUCUGCCUCUGCCUCUGCCUCUGCCUCUGGCUCUGCGUUCCCCUUCUCUGCCUGCCUCCCACGGAACGUGGCAUGGUUAGCCCUUGGUCUACGGGCCAGCGGUUCUCGAGGCCUCCACACAGAGAGCCCAGUUUCCUUCUGUUGGUCACUCUGAGUUGAGAGGCCUUUCCCAUUGCUUCUGAAUGCAGCCUCUAGGUCCCCUCUUUGUUUUGAGGGGCAUUUGGUUCAGGGUAUUUCAAAGCCGUUCUUUUAAGCCAGCAGACACUCUUGGGUAGUGGCUUUCCUGAGCCCUGUAUCUCUGUUUACAUUCUUACCCGAAUGUAAACUGUUUACAUUCUCACUUUUAUUGAGUGAAACAGGGUUGGCUUGCCCACAUCACAGUGAUGGGAGAUUUGGGCAGAAUGGCUCCUGGGGGCUGGAUACGUGACGUCCAAGGGAAGCAGGAAUGAGGGGUGCCACCCUUCAGCUCCCAAGCUCAGAGGCCUGUAUCUGAUGGGGAAGCCUUGAGGUGGGUUCUCAGGGUGCUGCCCCCCCCCCCCCAGAUGCAAUUACUAUGGCUGCUUGUCCCAUCCACUGGGGAGGUGAGGGAGCUACCGCCAGGCAUUCCCAGGAAUCAGCUGCUUUAUUGUGUGAACAAUAAACACCUGCCAACUUCCAA
This is a messenger RNA of Vombatus ursinus (common wombat), 3314 nucleotides long. RefSeq names its product TBC1 domain family member 25 (gene TBC1D25). Lineage: Eukaryota; Metazoa; Chordata; Mammalia; Diprotodontia; Vombatidae. The coding region runs from base 437 to 2557 and encodes 706 amino acids. Gene Ontology annotation, molecular function: GTPase activator activity. Gene Ontology annotation, biological process: regulation of autophagosome maturation; activation of GTPase activity. The record is from RefSeq and is a predicted model, not a curated record. The transcript is spliced from 6 exons. Gene Ontology annotation, cellular component: autophagosome.